ACCCUCCGUCGCGCGUUCCCGGCAACGUACAGGUUUUGCCUCAGGGUGUUUACGUCACAUAAAACUUGCCAGACGUGCUUGUGACGCCGCCGUGGUGUGAUCUGCUCGCUCGUUCGUGCCCGACACUUUCCACAGAUCGUGUAUAGCGAGUUCACCGCUCGCCUGUGAGAUCGCCAGAGAGAUCGUCAGAAAUCUUCUUCAUUGAUCGUCAUCUCGUACCGCGCUUUGAGGUUGUGUGCAGUUGGUUUGUCACUUAAAACUGCAUUGUUGGAUUACCAAACGCAUGCUACAUUCUACAAUCAUCAUGACUUCAUUAACCUAAAGCUGAAUAAAUUUCACUACCUGCUGACGUCCUUCAAGUAAAUGACACCGGAAACGAAGAACCCAGAGUAGUCAAGAUCACCCUUGGUUUCCUGUGAAGACAAUUUAAACCUCUUGGUUUGGAUUUGUGAAUACACAUAAAGUGUCCCAAGCUGCUCCGAGCAGCUCUAAGGGGGAGGCUUAAGUCUGCUCCCCCAAGUAUGGAUGUUUAUGACAUCACAGGUCCCUGGGGCCGCCCAUUAUCCAAGUCAUUCAGUUUUGAUGAUCACACACAGAGAGAGAAGAACGGUUUCCCGCCCGUACCUGACAAAACACACGCUGUGCAACAGCUUUUGGCGCUUUUACCUACCAGGCCAGAUGUAGCAUUCCUUCGGACAGAUCCUCCAUUUUUGCUAAGGUUCCUGAGAGCAAAAAAAUUCAGAGUAGGAGAUGCUUUUCUCCUUCUGUGUCGGUACUUCGAGUAUCGUCAACAACACCGUGAACUAUUCCGCGGUCUGAACACAGGAAGUAGAAAUGAGAAUGGAGGUGAAAGCGCUAUCCAGAUGGCUCUCCUGGAUGGUCUUCCUGGAGUACUUUCUGAAAGAGAUCCCUGUGGACGUCCAAUCAUCAUCUUGUUGGCCAGUAACUGGGACCAUUCCAGGUAUGAUGUGCGCAUUGUGUACCAAGCUGUCUUGUUGACCCUAGAGCGCCUUGUUGAAGAGGAGGCAGUGCAGGCAGCAGGGGUUGUCGUGAUCUUGGACUGGUCCAAUUUUCCAGCUCGUUUAACUACCAGCCUUUCACCAAAGUUAUUAAGACUAAUGCUUGAUGGUUUACAGGAUGCCUUUCCUCUGCGUUUAUGCUCUAUGCAUCUUGUCAAUCAACCGUGGUAUGUUGAAGCAGCUCUUGGCUUAGCUCGACCCUUCAUGAAGGAAAAGCUGCGCUCAAGGAUACAUUUUCAUGGAAACAAUCUGGCAACACUCCAUGCACAAGUGCCACCAAGACUGUUACCAGCAGAAUUAGGGGGAGAGGGAGGAGAAUAUCACCCACACACUUGGGCAACCACAAUGCUUAACUACUCUCCAAAUAAGCCACAAGUUAACAAUAAAGUACUGCCAAGUAGAAAACCUACCAAUGAUCUCCAGUCCCCAUCCAGUCCAGUAUCUGUAAAUGCUAACUUCAAUGACUCAAGUACACCAGCCUCUUCAUCUCCCUCAGAUAAUCAAAGCAUUGGCAAGCCAUCAGAUUUGUCGGAUGAGUCUCCCACAAAGACCUCAACUUGGAAUUUUAAAAAUUCUACCUCUGGUGUGUCUCAGAAUACACCUUUAGUCAAUAAGAUUGGAAGUGAACCUAUAAUACCAAGUACCCUCUCAUCCAUACUUUUUGGAAGAAAGGAUUCCCAUAAAGUUGCAAAUGGAAAUAUCACAGAAGGUGAAGAACUAGCUCUGAAAGCUCAUUAGUUCUGAAUAAUUGGUGUUAACAUGGCAUUUUUAGGACCUGCAAACCUUGAUUUGCAUUUUUCUGUACAAGGAUUGCAUUCAAUGUCUAUUACAGCUUUAUUUUAACUGUGCUGUUGCAUGACACAAGAGCAAUCUUUGCCUUUCUGUAAUAUAUGGAAUGGUAUUAUUUCCAUACAUUUGUUAAUUGAUAAAUGGCCAAAUCUAGGAUAGGACAGUCCAUCUUCAAUAUCUGUUGUGUUUGCUGACGUUUUUUUAGCCAUCUGACCUUAUAACUUUACUAAGUACCAGCUACUGUUUGAGAAUUAGUUUUCACCACUAUUAGUCUAUGAAGUCUUCCUUGGAGACUGAUUCCUUGUACGUAUUUGGGUGUUCUUUACAUAAUGACAUCUGUAUAUCACUUAUGAAAGGGACUCCAAAAUAACACUGAAUGGGAAAGGGAAUUCAAUGUUAUUCUUGCCUUAGACGGGAGAUAUUUGUGUGGUAAAUGUUGUGUGAAGUUAGUUUCAGCAAUAGAAGCACAAAAUGAGGAAGUGAAAAAUGCACAUAAUAUACUGUGAUAACUAUUUCUUUUACUUUUAUGGUAUAUUAUUUGUGAUAUUACAGACUCAUGGAUUAAUAUGGACCCAAUAAGUUUUUAACCCUCAAGUGCUAGCCAUAAACAGACAUCUGUCGGCUUUUAAAGUUAUUGGUCAGCACUGCAGGAAAUUUAAUGUUAUUGAUCAGCACAGGGGGAAACUCUUAAUGGACAGUGCAGCAUUGAAAUACUGGCACCUUUAGAAGAAGAGCCUCGAAAGUUGGUUUUCUCAAUAAAAUUUUUUGUACUGGUACUUCAAUUGAUGUAAUGGCCUUCCUUAUGUGCUUGAGGGAACACAAAUAUAUACGUACUCUCGUUUAUAAAACAGAUGUAAAGCACAAUGUACCAAUUGAAAGAAGCAUUUGCAUUGUUUUUGAGGCCUGUUAAGUCCAAUUUGGAGAGAGAAAAAUACUGCUUAUUACCUUCCACUUGAAGAAACAUUAGUAUCAGUGGGCCAUGACAUUUUUAGUUUAGUCCCAGAAGCAAACGUAAGUACACAGAUUUGAUAACUGUCUGUGUUUUGAGGUGAAGAGAUGUUCUACUGACUUUACUGUAAGAAUUCCUUGUUCAGAAAGUUUCAUUAUAAUGUUCAGAUUAACUUUGUAAGCAGUAGUUUUGUGUAUCUCUUUACCUCAAGAAUAGUUUUAAAAUCAGGCCAAAGACUAGUCAAACAAUAAUGAAUUCCUUAGAAUUUUUUUUUUUUUUUUUUUUUUUUUUUUUUGGUAAGGAGUCCAUCUGUUUCUUUUCUUUGUCUUUUGAGCAAUUUUACAUGAUGUAUAUUUUAUUCCUACAUCUUUUAUCUCUGGACAGGGAUAAUGCUUAUUUAACUGUGCUUAUUUGUCUUGACUUGGGAAGUAAAAUACAUUACCUGUGUACUGACGUACCCAAGUUUUCAUAAGCGACAUAUCCUCUUAAGCAUAAAGCUAAAAUAGUCAAUAUUUUGCAGAUAUACUUCUAUUAAAUCUCAGUGGUGCAUCUGCAAAGCUUGUAAAGCAAGUUAGUUUUUGUGACAAAGUGGACAGGAAAUCCUAGUUAUGAUUUUCCUGAAUUUUAAUUUUUUAGGAAUAUCUGCAAAACUGAAUUCCAGUUAUACUUUUUAUAUGUCAAUAUGAAUUACAUUAUAUAUUAUCUUUUUUCA
Macrobrachium nipponense is the source of this 3469-nucleotide messenger RNA. Its product is annotated as clavesin-2-like. Gene Ontology annotation, molecular function: phosphatidylinositol bisphosphate binding. The coding region runs from base 522 to 1757 and encodes 411 amino acids. The record is from RefSeq and is a predicted model, not a curated record. NCBI's taxonomy places the organism in Eukaryota, Metazoa, Arthropoda, Malacostraca, Decapoda, Palaemonidae. The transcript has 7 exons. Gene Ontology annotation, cellular component: membrane.